CACCACCACCACCACCGCACCGCUACACUACUCGGCUCGGCUGCUUCUUCUUCUCCUUCUCCUCAUCCUCCACAUCGCUGCGGAUUCGAGCGGCGAGGCUUGGAUUUUCUCCCGGCGAGAUCUCCCCGGCGGCCGUCUCGCGAUGCCUGAGGCAAAUGCGGGUGGGCGGGCGGCGCCGGCGGCGGAGCAGCGGAGCAAGAACACAACAGAGAUGGAUUUCUUCAGUGAAUAUGGUGACUCCAGCCGAUACAAAAUUCAAGAAAUCGUUGGUAAAGGAAGUUAUGGAGUUGUUUGUUCAGCUAUUGACCAACAUACCGGUGACAAAGUAGCAAUCAAGAAAAUACACAAUAUCUUUGAGCAUCUAUCUGAUGCUGCUAGGAUCCUCCGUGAGAUCAAACUUCUCCGGCUUUUACGGCAUCCUGAUAUUGUCGAGAUCAAACAUAUAAUGUUACCUCCAUCUAGAAGGGACUUCAAAGAUAUUUAUGUUGUCUUCGAACUGAUGGAUACAGACCUCCACCAGGUUAUUAAGGCUAAUGAUGACUUAACGAAGGAACAUCAUCAGUUCUUUCUGUAUCAAAUGCUUCGAGCAUUGAAAUAUAUCCAUACUGCUAAUGUUUAUCAUCGUGAUUUAAAGCCCAAAAAUAUAUUAGCAAAUGCUAACUGUAAGCUCAAGAUAUGUGAUUUUGGACUAGCAAGAGUUGCAUUUAAUGACACUCCUACAACAGUUUUCUGGACGGACUACGUUGCAACUAGAUGGUACAGGGCUCCUGAGCUGUGUGGGUCUUUCUUUUCUAAGUAUUCACCAGCUAUAGAUACAUGGAGUAUUGGUUGCAUUUUUGCGGAGAUUUUGACUGGAAAACCUUUGUUCCCUGGUAAAAAUGUGGUUCAUCAAUUGGACUUGAUGACUGAUCUCUUGGGUACACCAUCAAUGGAUGCUAUUUCAAGGAUUCGGAAUGACAAGGCAAGGAGGUAUCUGAGCAGCAUGAGGAGGAAGCAGCCAGUACCUUUUUCAGAAAAGUUCCCAAAUGUAGAUCCUUUGGCACUCAAGCUCUUACAAAGGCUUCUAGCAUUUGAUCCGAAGGAUCGACCUACUGCAGAAGAGGCGUUGGCUGAUCCAUAUUUUAAAGGCCUUGCAAAAGUGGAGAGAGAACCAUCAUGCCAACCAAUUUCAAAAAUGGAGUUUGAGUUUGAGCGAAGAAAGGUUACCAAAGAUGAUAUCAAGGAACUUAUAUUCCGUGAGAUAUUAGAGUAUCAUCCUCAGCUUCUGAAGGAUUACAUGAAUGGCUCCGAAAACACGAGCUUUCUAUAUCCAAGUGCUGUUGAUAAUUUCCGGAGGCAAUUUGCCAUCUUAGAGGAAAACGGAGGAAAGAGUGGUGCACUAGAUAGGAAGCAUGUUUCUCUUCCAAGGGCUACAACAGUUCACUCUACAUCAAUUCCUCCAAAUGAAGGCCUAGAUGCAACAUCCCAAGUUACUCAAAGGAUCCCAACAGCUAGACCAGGAAGAACGGUUGGUCCGGUAUUACCAUUCGAGAAUCCAGGCGCCGCAGAUCCGCACAGCGCACGGAGGGUGGUGAGGAAUCCGAUGGUUCCUCCAGCAGCUGCCAACAAGUCAGGAUACAGCUACAACCUAAAGUCAGACUACUCUGAUAGGCAACAUCAGGAAGAGCUUGAGAAAGAUCGUGUGCAGUACAGGCCUGCACAACACUUGAUGGAUGCUAAAGUUGCUCCAGAUACAGCCCCGGACAUACGGUCUUCACAAUACUACUUUACGAGGAGUGCUCCCAGAACUGAUCUAACAGACAGGGCUGCACUCCAGGGGAGCAUGCUAUACGGCAUUGCUCCGUUCAACGGCAUCGCAGCAGUUGCUGGUGGAUACAGCAAGGUUGGUGCCGUUCAAUAUGGUGUUUCAAGGAUGUACUAGAGUUUUAGUCAGGCAGUUGUGGAAUUGCUCCAUAGAUGAGCAAGAUGGGAAUGCCGGAGCAUGGCUUUGUGUUGUGCCCAUCCACCCAGAUAUAAGGCUGGCAAGGGAAUUGGUCGCAUCUGGUCAUGGAUGCAGGCGAAGGUUGAAGAAAGGAGAAGGGAAACUCCUAUUCCAUCUCAGGCGGCCAUUGUCCAUUUGAAAUGGCAGUGAGCUCGCGAUGGUGAAAGAGGAAAAGAGGGAGAGAAAGUUCAUGGUGGAAUUUCUCGCACUUUAUUUGUUGUGGAGAAAAGGAGAAAAUGUGAAUAACAGCACUAGGCUGGGCUUGUGUACAUACCUGCAACCCUUGAUUUUUUUUUCUUGUUUUCUUGCUAGAAGCUGUUGCUUCUUGUGUAAACCUGCAAAAGCAUACUCCGAAAAUGAAUCAUUCGCCAAAAAAUUGAGACGGCGGAUUAUUUGGUAGAAUGUUAUGCUAGCUA
Oryza sativa Japonica Group (Japanese rice) is the source of this 2397-nucleotide messenger RNA. Lineage: Eukaryota; Viridiplantae; Streptophyta; Magnoliopsida; Poales; Poaceae. The record is from RefSeq and is a predicted model, not a curated record.